This is a messenger RNA of Entrophospora sp. SA101, 336 nucleotides long. Lineage: Eukaryota; Fungi; Glomeromycota; Glomeromycetes; Entrophosporales; Entrophosporaceae. The record is from the annotation of a GenBank genome assembly.
AUGGUGGUGGAGGAAGACCUUUUACCCUCUUCCUCAUCAUCAACAGCAAAAUCAACCAACAACAAACCACCAAAGUACAUAGAAAAACAAGUAACAAAUUUUUGGGGAGUAAGGGAUAUUAAUUCUUUUGGGGAAUAUACUGUUGCUAAUGACUAUGAAACAUUAGCAUCUUUUGAAGAAAGAGAAGAGGAUACAUAUGCCUUUGGAGAAGAAACUGAUAUUUCUGAUCCUUUAGAAUUUAUAGCUGUAGAUUGUACUAUACAUCCUGCUGAUGAUCCAAUCACCAAAUGGAGCCUGUGUAGUAUUUUUGGUGAUAAUUUAGAAUCACCUAAUUUU